ACACACACGCUCAUUCUCCAGUACUAUAAACUACCGGCGGCUGCUCUGCUAGCUCACCCCGCGUUCUACUUGCACUGCUCGAUCCAAAGCGUCCAGUCCAAGUCUCCAAUCGAUCCAAUCCACGCAGAGAGUCUCAUCAAUCGAUUGCGCCACACCACAAGCACAGUCAGCUUAGGCCUUGUUUAGUUCCAAAAAUUUUUGCAAAACAGAUUCGAUGUGACGGAGAAUGUGAAAAAAUUUGCAAAAUUUUCUGGGAAGUAAACAAGGCCUUAUUUGCUUCCAUGGCGGCGGAGGCUAAGACGGAGACUGCAGCUCCAGCCGCGGCGGCGGGUUUGGGCCUGGCUUCAGGGGAGCAGCCGCCGCAGCAGCAGCAGCAGCCGAAGAAGAAGACUGUGGUGGUGGUCGCGGUGGACGACAGCGACCACAGCUACUACGCGCUGGAGUGGACGGUGCGGCACGUGACGGGCGCCGGCGGCAUGGCGGGCGGCGCCGCCGACCUCGUCAUCGUCCACGCCAAGCCCUCGCCGUCCUCCGUCGUCAGCUUCGGCGGCCCUGGAGCCGGCGAGGCGAUCAGGUACGUGGACGCCGACCUGCGCAAGAUGGCGGAGGCCGUGGUGGACAGGGCGCGCCGCGUGUGCGUCGCCAACUCGGUGCACGCGCUCAUCGAGGUGGUGGAAGGGGAGCCCCGGGCCGUGCUGUGCGGCGCCGCGGAGAAGCACCGCGCGGACCUGCUGGUGGUGGGCAGCCAUGGCUACGGCGCCAUCAAGAGGGCGCUGCUCGGGAGCGUCAGCGACUACUGCGCGCACCACGCGCACUGCUCCGUCAUGAUCGUCAAGCAGCCCAAAUCAUCCAAAUGAGAUCGAAGAAGAAGAAGAACAAGAAGAAAAAAUGCCAGCCUCUGCUUGCACCUAGCUUGCACUACUGAUGAUCGAGAUAUUGCUAGUGGUAGUACUAGUACAGUAGUACUGUGUGUGUAUAUGUUGCAGCGUGUCCUGUGUUGUUCGUUUUUGACACAUCUCUGCUCUGGAUGGACGGUUUCAUCUGCAUGUCAGCAUAUGUGUCCGGCAAUGUUUAGUCAUCUAAUAUAUGUGUGUGUUUGUGCUGUCUUAUAAAUUUCCUGGAGAGUGUCAAUUGUCAUGUUUUCCGAUCUCCUUGUAAGUUGUGACACCAACUCUCUCACAAACAAUUGCAAUGGUUAGGCUCA
This is a messenger RNA of Sorghum bicolor (sorghum), 1204 nucleotides long. RefSeq names its product universal stress protein PHOS34-like. NCBI's taxonomy places the organism in Eukaryota, Viridiplantae, Streptophyta, Magnoliopsida, Poales, Poaceae. The record is from RefSeq and is a predicted model, not a curated record. The transcript has 3 exons. Bases 282 to 857 code for a protein of 191 amino acids.